This is a messenger RNA of Hemiscyllium ocellatum (epaulette shark), 3663 nucleotides long. RefSeq names its product RAB41, member RAS oncogene family (gene rab41). The record is from RefSeq and is a predicted model, not a curated record. Gene Ontology annotation, molecular function: GTPase activity; GTP binding. The coding region runs from base 93 to 722 and encodes 209 amino acids. Lineage: Eukaryota; Metazoa; Chordata; Chondrichthyes; Orectolobiformes; Hemiscylliidae. The transcript has 8 exons.
GCACUUGUUGCUGCGGUGACGGGUUGCCUUGCUGCUCGGACGGUUUCGCUCGCCUCCCUUUCGCCUUCAGCAGCACCACCACCACCAUCAUCAUGUCCGGCGGCGGCGGAGAGUUCGGGAAUCCUCUGCGCAAGUUUAAGCUCGUCUUCCUGGGCGAACAGAGCGUUGGAAAAACAUCACUGAUAACUAGGUUCAUGUAUGACAGUUUUGACAACACCUACCAGGCAACAAUUGGAAUUGACUUCCUAUCAAAAACAAUGUAUCUGGAAGAUCGGACGAUCAGACUCCAGCUGUGGGACACUGCAGGCCAGGAGCGAUUCCGCAGCCUCAUUCCCAGCUACAUUCGUGACUCGGCUGCUGCUGUUGUAGUGUUUGAUAUUGCAAAUUUGAACUCUUUCCAACAGACUUCAAAAUGGAUUGAUGAUGUACGGACAGAAAGAGGAAGUGAUGUCAUCAUUAUGCUGGUUGGGAAUAAGACUGAUCUGGCUGACAAAAGGCAGGUUUCAAUGGAGGAAGGAGAGCGAAAAGCCAGGGAACUGAAUGUAAUGUAUAUUGAAACUAGUGCUAAAGCAGGAUAUAACGUCAAGCAGCUUUUCCGACGUGUAGCAGCUGCUCUGCCUGGAAUGGAUAAUGCACCUGAAAAGAGUAAAGAAGACAUGAUUGAUAUCAAGCUGGAGAAACCACCAGAACCACCAAUCAAUGAGGGUGGCUGCUCCUGCUAAUAUUGGCACAAUCAAACUGUUCCCUAUUGGCCAGCAUCACCAACUGCAUUACAGUCAUUGACUACCCACCUUGCUCCCUUUUGGUGGUGUGCUGGCUCAGUAAUGUGUGAACGUGCUGCUGUAAUCACACCAGAGGAGCUUCUUCAUUCAGAAAAUUCAACUUCAUUUCCUUCAGCUGCAUGGUUUAUUUAAGAUCAGAGAUCAAGUUUGAUUUUAAUUAUGUUAUGUAUUGCACUCUAACACUGAGCGAUGCAGUCCUUUACGUUGUACAGAAAUGUGUGCACGAUGUAAAAUGUUUGUGUGAAUAUGCAAAGAUGUUGCUGUGUCAGAUUUUCAAAAAAAGGAUAAAUUGUCUAUGAUGUCUUCAUGUGGGUAUGAGCUGAGGUACCGGUGCUGCUUUGACUGGAGGGAGUAUUUUUAUAAUUUGGAAAGGGGGAAGCACCAUUGUAUCCAAUCAAACUCUUCCUGAUGUCUGAGUAAUGUCUUAAUAUGCUGUCUUGGGUGGUCUUUGCUGAAGUGUGGCAGCAUUCUUGCUACUGUGUGGUGCUAGAAGAGAACUGAUUUCCUACUGUUGAGGUAAGCUUCUAAAGCUAUAUUCCUUUGCUCUCCAUGGAUGUGUGUCUCAGCUCGUUUGUGCAGCCAUUUAGAGUUCGAGUGCACUGGUAUAGUAUCUGUUUCAUUUAAAGUUGGAAGUUAACUAUUCACCAUCGGGGAGAGUAUCUGAAUGUUUUGCUGAGUAGCCAUUCAGUCCCCUUCCCAAGUAGAUGAUGAUUUUGGUAUUGCACAAGUAGACAGCUUCUAGUUUCAAAACCCAUGAAAUAACUUAACCGUGCUUUGUAGUUCAUCUGUGUUGCAGAAUGUGAUGACUGAUGAAUAGUGUCAUGGCUUGGUUGCUGCUUCCUGAUUCUAUUUGGCCAAUCACUUUGUGAAGACCUUUCAAAUGGUCCCUGCAAGUUUCAGGUUCAAAAUUAAUUAGUACUUUUAUAAUCUGCAUUUUUGAGUUAUACUAACUCUAAAAUGAUGUUUCUUUUCCACUGUCACAAGAAAAAUAAUAUUCAUUUUUUUGGUUGCUCUGGGUGAACAGCAAUACAUUCCUGGAAAUAUUUUGUUUGGAACCACUGUGGAGGGAUACUUUGGAAUUUUAUUUGUAAAUCAGGAAGAAUACUUGAUUGCAAUUUUGGACAUUUUAGUCUCACUUCCCAAUGUUUCAGACUAAAUGGCAUGUCUGAGUAAUUUAGCUGCAGCUGAAAUUACAGUACCAGAUCUCUGAAUACACAGUUUGUAUUACUAGUAGUUGCAGCUUAUUACACUAGAUUCCUUCAUGAACUAGUAGUUUAUAGGAACCGUCUUACAGGUAAGCCACAGUUAAUUAGUUUUCAAAGCCCCUGAGUAUUGUUCUAAUGUACAGUCUCUGUACAUGCAGUCUCAGAAAUGCAGUAACAUGUAAUUUGUGCUUAGACUUAGUAGGUGUAAGUUUGUUGCUUUGUGAGCACACCUAAUCUGUGUUAGUACGUUAAAUUCUCAGAUGAGCAAAUUCUAUUUACAUCAACAUAUUUAUGCAAAUCCUUUUUAAUGAAAUAUAUAAAACCCUUCAAUGUAUUUAUUGGAAAUAGCUUUUUGAUUCAUUGGCAGUUUGAACAGACAUCUAACAACAAUUAUUGACUAUUAAGUUUGCUGUAGCAAAAGAAAAUGUGACCUUUAUUACUGCCAGAUUAAAUCUUCACAUUCAUAACAUCAGCACAAAAUGAUUUAUUGCAUUACUGCUGUUUGUAGACUUCUAACGUAGCCUUUUGUACCAGAGACCUACCCAGAAAUGCAUAUUAAGCAUACUUGGGACAAUGCUGUUAUAUUCUUAUAAACUUCUUGAAAUGCCAACUAAAUGGGAAAGUAUUAAACUGGUGAUGGUUGGUGCUAACCCAUCAGCAAAAUUAAAAGUACCUCCCUCUCUACAUCCAGCAGUAUAAGUUUUGUACCAAUAAAUAUUGGAGUACAAGUCCUAUUACUGUACCUUUUUUGGAAGAAUUUGUAAUACUUGACAAGACUGGUAAUUACCCGAUUCCAUAAAACUCCAAAUGUUUUUCUCCACUUUUGUGAAUUGACUAGAAUGGAGAAACUGAAAUUAAAAGCUGAACUGAGGUUUAGAAGGAGUCAGGUAUUUAGUCGUUCUAACUGGGUUCUCUAAGAAACAACAGCAAUCUCACUGUGGCUCACUUAAAUCAUGCCCUGAAUUUCUAAUCAUGCUUUUAAAAUCAAGCGUACCUUUGUUCUGAAGAAUACCAGCAUGCAUGAGGGCUUAAGUUUGUUGCUCAGUGAAAUUCUCCAUUUGAACUUUGCCAUGUCUAAUCAGCUCCAUUUGAGGAUGAGUGCGUGCAAGGUUGAAGUUGUAACUAAUACCAAGUGUGGCUUUCCUGUUUGUGAUUACAAUAAUUGUUGGUAUAUUUAUGCAGCCUGUGGAGACCAGUAAUGAAGGAUACUCUCUUGGAUAAUUUUUAAAACAAAAUGUUAGCCUAUUACAAUGGAACUAUUUGCAAACAAGUACUGGAGCCUCCUCCAUCAGCAAUGUGUUUUUCUUUUUGAAUAUUUAAAAGUCUUUUUGUUGUAAAUACUUGGACAGUUGUAAUGUUCUCAUGUCUGUGUGUAUGCAUUUACUAGAUUAUGUUCUUUGGAAAGGCAGUAAGACACUAAACCACUUGCCUGUUUAUACUAUUUAUCAAGUUAGAUUAGCUCAGCCUGUGUACCGGUGUCUAAAGUCUUUUGCAAAGAUAAAUAUCCUGUCACUCAAACCAUUCAUUGACACAUCAUCUGUUUAAUAAAGAAAAUAUUUGUCUUCAUAUUCCAGUAAUUAAUGAUCUCAUAACAGCUGGUUGCUAGAAUAUUUAUGUUAAGGUACCACCUCCUGUUGUAAAGUCACAUCCUUGUAUUACACAAUAAAAUGAGCCAU